AUGAAGUCCACUUUCCUCGUGGCUGUUCUGGCAGCCCUCUCCUCGUCCGUCGUGGCUGCUCCAGUCUCUGCAGAAGAAGGGGUCCCCGCCAAGCGUGGCGGUGACAACGCGGCUGUGGACAAGCGCUGGCAGUGGACCAAGUGGGAGGACGCCGUUGACGAACCUGCCCAGGAAAAGUCCAAGCGUUGGCAGUGGACUAAGUGGGAAGACGCGGUUGAUGAGCCCGCUCAGGAGAAGGCCAAACGCUGGCAGUGGACCAAGUGGGAGGAUGCCGUCGAUGAGCCCGCUCAGGGGAAAUCGAAGCGCUGGCAGUGGACCAAAUGGGAGGACGCUGUUGACGAGAAGCCUGCCGAGUAG
Purpureocillium lilacinum is the source of this 357-nucleotide messenger RNA. RefSeq lists its product as uncharacterized. NCBI's taxonomy places the organism in Eukaryota, Fungi, Ascomycota, Sordariomycetes, Hypocreales, Ophiocordycipitaceae. The record is from RefSeq and is a predicted model, not a curated record.